AUUAAAUAUGAAAUUAACAAUUGUUUUGUUAUGUGCUUUAGUGGCAUUGACUGCUGCCGCUCCUCAACACCACUUUGCUGUGCUUGUUGCUGGUUCAAAUGAGUACUGGAACUACAGACACCAAGCGGAUGUUUGCCAUGCUUAUCAACUUGCUGUUAAAUCUGGUAUCCCUCAAGAAAAUAUCAUUGUAAUGGCUUAUGACGAUAUUGCUAAUAAUCACCUUAACCCUCUCCCAGGUAAAAUCUUUAACAAGAAAGAUGGUGUUGAUGUCUAUGAAGGUUGCAACAUCGACUACAGUGGAGCUGAUGUCACUCCAGAGAAGUUCUUGCAAGUCCUCCAAGGUAAAGCUGACGGAAGAAACAUCAAGACAGAUGAGAAUAGUAAAAUCUUUGUAUUCUUCUCUGAUCAUGGAGCCCCAGGGUUAAUUGCCUUCCCAAGUGAAGAGUUGUAUGCUGAUGACUUGCACAAAACAAUCAAGGAGAUGCAUGAUGCUAAAUCUUACAACCAGAUGCUUGUUUACAUUGAAGCUUGCGAGUCAGGAUCUAUGUUCGACGGAAUUCUUGAAGACAACCUCGAUGUCUUUGCUACAACUGCUGCUAACCCAACUGAAUCAUCAUGGGGAUACUAUUGCCACCCAGAUGACACUGUCAACGGAGUGAAGAUUGGCUCUUGCCUUGGUGAUGAGUUUGCUAUCACUUGGAUGGAAGACACUGAGAGAGCUUUGGACGAACAAGUAACAUGCGAUUAUCUCAUUAAUGACCAAGUCGGCUAUGUUACUUCUACUGUUAAAGGUAGCCAUGUUAUGCAAUAUGGAGAUGUCGGAAUUAAGAAGCAAGCAAUUGGAAACUUCCAAGGAAUCUGCUAUAAGCCAUCAGCAAUUGAAACUUUAAUGAAACCAGCCAAUAAGAGACACUCUCAUGGAGACAGAAAAGAAUAUGCUAAAGUAGAUUCUAGACUGGUCAAGCUUGAUUUCUUGUAUAACAGAUACAUGACAACUCAAAGUGCUGAAGAUGCUCGUAAACUUCAAGAAGAACUUGAUAAAAGAAUUGAGAUUGAAGAGAGAUUUAACAUCAUCAGAGCUAGAACUAAUGCUAGAUUUGAAGAACACCCAAAAAUUGAGAAGCCAUCCUGCUACAAGCAAAUGGUUCAGACCUAUAAAUCCAAAUGUGGAAUGGAUGAAUACGAUCUUGAGUUCCUCAACCACUUCGUUAACAUGUGUAACUCUGGAGUAGAUGUUGAGCAUCUCUCAAACUUGGUGACUGAACAUUGCUAAUCUAAUC
Molecule: messenger RNA, 1280 nt
Organism: Moneuplotes crassus
Lineage: Eukaryota; Ciliophora; Spirotrichea; Euplotida; Euplotidae
Source: the annotation of a GenBank genome assembly